Messenger RNA from Cololabis saira (Pacific saury), 1183 nucleotides. RefSeq names its product microsomal glutathione S-transferase 3b (gene mgst3b). The record is from RefSeq and is a predicted model, not a curated record. Lineage: Eukaryota; Metazoa; Chordata; Actinopteri; Beloniformes; Belonidae. The transcript has 4 exons. Gene Ontology annotation, molecular function: glutathione peroxidase activity; glutathione transferase activity. Gene Ontology annotation, cellular component: nuclear envelope; endoplasmic reticulum; membrane. The coding region runs from base 59 to 481 and encodes 140 amino acids.
CACAGACCUGCAGCUCAGUGCAGCUCAUGAUCAUCAGGCACUUUCAUUCUGGUCCAAGAUGAAUAUCCUCACCGUCCUACCGUCCGACUUUGGAUAUGUCAUAUUUACUUACUUCUACAGCUGGAUUAUGCUCAGUUAUUUGGGCAUCAAGGUUGGGGCCGCCAGGAAGAAGUACGACGUGAAGUAUCCUACGAUGUACAGUGACAAGGAACAGGUCUUCAACUGUAUCCAGAGAGCCCACCAGAACACCCUGGAGGUUUACCCUCAGUGGCUCGUCUUCCAAACCAUUGCAGCCCUGGUUUAUCCGUUAUCUGCAUCUGUGCUGGGGUGUAUUUGGGUGACCAGCAAGUUUUCCUAUGCCUGGGGCUACUACACAGGAGAUCCAGCGAAGAGGAUGAAGGGGGUUUAUGGCUACAUUGGAUAUUUUGGAGUCAUCUUUCUAUCCAUUUCCGUAGCUUUGCAGCUGCUCGGAGUCUUUUAAGAUGGUUGUCAACUUGUUUGCAAAUUUUCCUGUAGCAUUUUUAGAAAUAAUACUACAGUCUCAAUAUAGUUUAUUAAAUGCCGUUAUGGACCACUCAUAUAAAAAAAAAAUCAAUAGAGCCUAAGUGUCUGUUUCAUAUAGGUCAUGUUAAUGAAGGACAAGGUUUUUAGACUAAAGCCUAAUGGCAUUUCCUAAAGAUAUAUUUUUGUGAAUGUUUCCAUCACGUACUUGUCAAUAUCCAGUGGUAGGAAAUUCAGGUCCACCAUGACUGUAUUUGACCAUCCAGGUAUUUCCACAGACAUGUGUUUAGGUCUCUGGUGUUUCAGAUAGUUGCAGUUUAAACACGACUCCAGAUAACAAUCAAGCCCACAUCCACUCACAUCAGCGUGGAUGUGAACAUCCUCCGGACAUUUGGAAUGCCAAUCAAAAGGAACAAAAAAAUCAAAAAUAUGGAAACAGAAUGCAUUAAAAGAAAAUAGAUUACAAGCAGCACAUGUGUAGGAGACUUUGAGUUCACAUCAGUGAUCUAAUUUGAAUUGUUAUGUCUGGGUGAAGUUGUUUUUUGUUUUCUAACUCUCUCUUAGGAUGAGAUGAGAACCUAAUUCUUUUACCUUAAUUUCAGUUUAUGUUUCCUGUCAGUCUUAAAACCAAAAUAUUAAGUGAUGGCAUCACGAAACAAUCAAUAAAGACUAAAAGAAUGAA